Messenger RNA from Sitodiplosis mosellana (orange wheat blossom midge), 1079 nucleotides. RefSeq lists its product as uncharacterized. The record is from RefSeq and is a predicted model, not a curated record. The coding region runs from base 41 to 1015 and encodes 324 amino acids. The transcript has 2 exons. Lineage: Eukaryota; Metazoa; Arthropoda; Insecta; Diptera; Cecidomyiidae.
AACAUAUGCCCGACAUACACUGAAGUAUUUCACGCGAGCCAUGGCAGCGUAUGGCAGCAAAGAGUUUGCUAAAAUCGACUACGAUGCAUGGGCGCAAACGAGAAGCACAUUGGUCUAUAUCGCUCGCAUGAUUGUUGGCCGGAGCAAAUAUGUGGUUGUAAUUGUUGGCGACAAACUUCCAGAGGCCAACUCAUUGGGUUUUGGAUACAGCACCACUAAAGUACACGGUCUAUUCAAACUGCUUGACGAACAUCCGCAGUGCACCGUGUAUUACGGUAGUGAACAUCGUACGUCUAAAUGCUGUUGCCGUUGUGGCCAAGUACUGCUGGAUGCCCGUAUGGGCGAGAGCCGUAGCCUGGCAGAGAAGGAGGAUCGUCGACCGCGGGAUCAUCGCAAACAAACGGAAAAGAGUCGCACCAAAGUCUGUUUGAUGUGUAAACCAAUGGACUUGAAGGGAAUGUUGCCAAUGAUGCGGUCACCAUUGCCGGAAAAAACGAUAUACGUGUUGAAGAAUAAACGCGAAUUACAAAUCGAACGAGAGGCUGCUAAUAAAGGUCAAACACUUUCGAAAAAUCAGAAAUACGCUCAUUUAGAGAAAAUUACGUGGAAGAGCAAGCACACAAUUUCCAAGACGACGGGUAAACGAUUUCGACGUCGUAAAACCAAAUGGAGAAUGCGUCAAAUUGAGAACGACGACAUUGAUGUGUGUUUUUCCAUUUGGAAGCGACACCAAUUCAACGGCGCUUAUGCGUUAGAUGCGGUUGCAUCAAGAUCAUUAAAUCGCGACAUCAAUGCUUCAAUCAACAUUCGAAAACUGUUUUAUUGCGACACAUAUGAUGUUUCACGGCCUGCAAAUUUCACUGAACCGGCACCAAGACAAAACGAUCGAACUAAAAGACGAAGAUUGGAAAUGGAUGAAGCCAGAAUAAGUGCCACCAAAAAUUAUCAUCGCACCAAAAGUCGUCGUAACAAUCCAAAUGUCAGUGGACUAGAACCACAACCGGUAAUUAAUUGAAAAAGGACACUAUACAAUUAUUCAAAUAUAUAUUCAUUUUAUUUUUCUUAUUUUCCACUCCAUA